AUGAAGCUAGGCGACUGGAACGCGCGCGGAGGGGAGAUCUACGCGAAGGUGUUCGACUCCUGGGCGCGCGAGCUGAAGCAGCUGCCGCGCGUCGAGGCCUCUGUCGAGCGCUGCACCGCCACCGACGCGGGCGAGCUCGUCGCGCGAUGGCGCGUGACCUGGACGCCCGCGUCGCUCCUCUGGCUCGAGAGCCUCGGGGAAGCGAUGGGCUGGGAGCUCGACAGGCGCGACGUCCUGGACAACAUCAGCAAGGUCUCGCAGUUCUCCUGGCGCGCGCUCUUCAAGCUGCUGGGCACUGCGUAUGCCACGGGCAAGCUGCGCGUGCCCAUCGCGGCCGUCACGGGCGCGACGCGGGUCGCGGUGCGCGGCGACGACAGCGCCGUCACGUCCGUGCGCGCCAGCAUCGACCAGGUCGACGCCCUGCUGUCAGGCCGCCUGCGCAACCGCCGCAUCGGCCGCGACCUGCAGGCCUUCCUGGACGUGCUGUGGGUGUCCGGCGUGGGCAUGGAGCAGCUCGAGCCGCUCGACUUCUCGAACGUGCCGGGGAUGGGCCAGUUCGACAUCGACGGGCUCGACGCGCAGCAGCGCGGGCAGGCCAUCGAGGACGUUUCCGCGUUCCUGUUCGUGGCCACCGCGGCGGUCCUCGUGUUCGGGGUCGGGGUCGCGGGGCUGUACCUGCAGCACCUGAGCCAGGAGCGCGCGCUCAACGAGAUCCUCGCAUCAGGGAUGUGA
Pedinophyceae sp. YPF-701 is the source of this 732-nucleotide messenger RNA. The record is from the annotation of a GenBank genome assembly. NCBI's taxonomy places the organism in Eukaryota, Viridiplantae, Chlorophyta, Pedinophyceae.